Messenger RNA from Diaporthe amygdali, 1215 nucleotides. RefSeq lists its product as uncharacterized. Bases 1 to 1215 code for a protein of 404 amino acids. Gene Ontology annotation, molecular function: mRNA binding. The record is from RefSeq and is a predicted model, not a curated record. Gene Ontology annotation, biological process: RNA processing. The transcript has 2 exons. Lineage: Eukaryota; Fungi; Ascomycota; Sordariomycetes; Diaporthales; Diaporthaceae. Gene Ontology annotation, cellular component: nucleus.
AUGGCCGACCCAACUACCAAAGUCGAGGCAACCGAGCCUGAGGUGUCUGCGCCUGCCGUUGAGUCGACCACCGCGGCCCCUUCCACUGCCGAGAUCACCAAGGACGAGCCCGUCAAUACUGAGCAGACCGAGGAGGCUGUGGCGACCGAGAAAAAUGGAGAUACUGCCGUGAAGAGUAACGAUGUCAAGGAGGACAAGGACGUCGCGACUCUCAAUACCCGGGCGCACGACCACCACCGCGACAGCAACAAUCGCAAAUACGAUCCUUCUAUUCUGACCGUUACGGAUGACCCCCACUUGAUCCGUGUCCAGGUCGAGUUCUACUUUGGAGACAACAACCUGCCCCAGGACAAGUUCAUGUGGAAUCUGACUGGAGGAUUCGACAACAACCCUGUCCCUCUCAAGAAGAUCUGCUCAUUCGGCCGCAUGCAUCGCUUCCAACCCUAUGAGGCUGUCGUUAAGGCUCUGCGUGACAGUCAAUUCUUGGUCAUCUCAGGUGAUGAGGGCAGCGAGACGGUCGCUCGCAAAGUUCCCUACAAAUCUUCCAAGCCUGGCGACAAGUUCCCAGUUUCAGUCUAUGUCAAGGGCUUUGGCGACGAGAAACCAUCGACCCAAUUCGACAUCGAGGCCUUCUUUGCCAAAUUCGGCCCAGUCAACGCCAUUCGACUCCGCCGAACUGAUGAUCACCUUUUCAAGGGUUCCGUCUUUGCUGAAUUUGAUACGGAGGAGGACGCAAAAGCUUUCUUGGCCCUUGACCCCCCGCCCAAGUGGGAGGGUCAAGAUCUGAAGAUCAUGUCUAAGCGGGCCUACGUUGACGAAAAGAAAGAGCUGAUCGAUGAGGGCAAACUUGAGCCCAGCAAGAGCAAAGCUCCCCGAACCUUCUGGGAGGGAGUGGACCUUGGCCGUGGACGCGGAGGACAGCACUUCAGGGGCGACAAGGAUGACUGGAAGGCACGCAAGGACCACGACCGCAGGAACAACAACCGUGGUGGUAGGGGCGGGCGUGGAGGCCGAGGACGUGGUGGUCGAGGACGCGGAGGUCGUGACUUCGACCGCGGUAACAGGCGCGAUCGGGACGAGGCCCGUGAAGACCGCAAGGAUUCUGCCGAGGGCACCAAGUCUGGCUCGCCUAAUGGUAAGCGUUCUCGCGAGGACGAUGGCGCCGCCGCUCAGGAGCCCCCAGCCAAGAAGGUCGACACCAAGGCGGAGGCUUGA